Charadrius vociferus (killdeer) is the source of this 459-nucleotide messenger RNA. RefSeq names its product retina and anterior neural fold homeobox (gene RAX). Lineage: Eukaryota; Metazoa; Chordata; Aves; Charadriiformes; Charadriidae. The annotation marks the transcript as partial. Gene Ontology annotation, molecular function: RNA polymerase II cis-regulatory region sequence-specific DNA binding; DNA-binding transcription factor activity, RNA polymerase II-specific. The transcript has a single exon. The record is from RefSeq and is a predicted model, not a curated record. Gene Ontology annotation, biological process: positive regulation of transcription by RNA polymerase II.
UUGCAGGUGUGGUUUCAGACCAGACGGGCCAAGUGGAGGCGGCAGGAGAAGCUGGAGGUGACCUCCAUGAAGUUGCAGGACUCACCCAUCCUCUCCUUCAACCGCUCACCGCAAGCAACACCCAUGGGUCCCCUCAGCAGCAACUUGCCCCUGGAGACAUGGCUCAGCCCGCCUGUGCCCAGCAGCACGGCGCUGCAGACCCUGCCCGGCUUCGUGGCCUCUCCGCAGAGCCUGCCCGGCAGCUACACACCACCGCCCUUCCUGAACUCUCCGGCAGUGACCCACGCGCUGCAGCCCCUGGGGGCCAUGGGGCCACCGCCGCCUUACCAGUGCGGGGCCACCUUUGUGGACAAGUUCCCCUUGGACGAGGCAGACCCGCGCAACACCAGCAUUGCAGCCUUGCGGAUGAAAGCCAAGGAGCACAUCCAGUCCAUCGGCAAACCCUGGCAGACAAUCUGA